Messenger RNA from Daucus carota subsp. sativus, 1803 nucleotides. RefSeq names its product ammonium transporter 2. The coding region runs from base 100 to 1581 and encodes 493 amino acids. Gene Ontology annotation, molecular function: ammonium channel activity. Gene Ontology annotation, cellular component: plasma membrane. The transcript is spliced from 4 exons. The record is from RefSeq and is a predicted model, not a curated record. NCBI's taxonomy places the organism in Eukaryota, Viridiplantae, Streptophyta, Magnoliopsida, Apiales, Apiaceae. Gene Ontology annotation, biological process: ammonium transmembrane transport.
AACCCAUUAUAAUUCUCCUUUACUCCUACUUUAUAAUGAAAAAAGUUUACCAAUUCAAAGCCAAAAACACAACUACUUUGCUAGCAAAAGGACUCAAAAAUGGCAACUCCAGGAGCAUACCAAGCACAUCUACCAGCAGUACCUUCAUGGCUAAACAAAGGUGACAAUGCAUGGCAAUUAACCGCAGCAACGCUCGUCGGACUUCAAAGCAUGCCUGGCUUAGUCAUCCUUUACGCGAGCAUUGUCAAGAAAAAAUGGGCUGUGAACUCUGCUUUCAUGGCCCUCUACGCCUUUGCUGCGGUCCUCCUCUGUUGGGUCCUGCUCUGCUACAGAAUGGCAUUCGGUGACAAACUUUUGCCUUUCUGGGGCAAAGGGGCGCCUGCUUUAGGCCAAAAGUACCUUCUUGGCCAAGCUAAAGUCCCCGAAAGCACUCAGUAUUAUAAGAAUGGCACGGUGGAGACCCCGACCAUCGAGCCAUUCUAUCCUAUGGCCUCUCUGGUUUAUUUCCAGUUUCAGUUUGCUGCAAUCACUAUGAUUUUGUUAGCGGGAUCAGUACUUGCCCGUAUGAACAUCCGUGCCUGGAUGGCUUUUGUACCGCUUUGGCUCAUUUUUUCCUACACGGUUGGUGCAUUUAGUCUAUGGGGAGGUGGCUUUCUUUUUCAUUGGGGAGUCAUUGACUACUCUGGUGGCUAUGUCAUUCAUCUUUCUUCAGGAAUCGCAGGCUUAGUAGCCGCUUAUUGGGUCGGGCCGAGGAGCAAGAGUGACAGGGAAAGAUUUCCACCGAACAAUGUGUUACUAAUGCUCUGCGGAGCAGGGUUACUAUGGAUGGGUUGGUCAGGUUUCAACGGAGGAGCGCCUUAUGCUGCUAACAAUGCCUCAUCUAUGGCUGUACUAAACACCAACAUCUGUGCUGCAACGAGCCUUCUUGUGUGGACAUGCCUCGAUGUCUUCUACUUCGGAAAACCAUCGGUUGUUGGAGCUGUCCAAGGCAUGAUGACCGGCCUCGUCUGCAUCACUCCCGCAGCAGGGUUGGUUCAGGCUUGGGCGGCAAUAGUGAUGGGGAUACUUUCUGGUAGUGUUCCAUGGUACACAAUGAUGAUUCUUCAUAAGAAGUCAAUUUUGCUACAAAAGGUGGAUGACACACUAGGAGUGUUUCAUACACACGCGGUUGCUGGCCUGCUGGGGGGACUUCUAACUGGUUUACUAGCUGAGCCAGAUCUUUGCAGGCUCACAUUACCUGUCACAGACUCGAGGGGUGCAUUUUAUGGUGGAAAGGGGGGAGUACAGUUUCUAAAACAAUUAGUAGCAGCAUUGUUUGUGAUUGGUUGGAACAUCAUAUCGACAACCAUAAUUCUUUUGGUCAUAAAGGUGUUCAUACCUUUAAGAAUGCCUGAUGAGGAACUCAAUAUCGGCGAUGAUGCAGCUCACGGGGAAGAAGCAUAUGCUCUCUGGGGUGAUGGAGAAAGGUAUGACCCCGGAAAACAUGGAAACUGGAAUGGAUCAUUAUUUACAGAACAAACCACACCUACAGCAUAUGGUAAUGGUAUAGCUGCUGCUAGAGGAAUAACUAUUGACUUGUAACCUAUGAGUUUGUCCUAUUUAGGUUUACGCAUUUAGGGAGCUCUAGAUGUGUGUGUUAUUCAUUUUUGUAUGUAACAUCUCAAACAGACAACAAUUGUUUUAGCUCAAAAUUCUUGAGUUACUUUACUCAACAAAAAGACGUAUAGGUGCAUGUAAGUUCGACCUAUUUGAUAUACAUAUAUAUAUGCAACAAAAUUAUGAGUUCUCAAAAAAUUACUUAUA